UGCUGAUUGGCUCCCAGCAGCACGAGCUCGGAAAUACUACCACGCAGCUCGAAGCGAGAUUUGGGGGUUCGGCGUCCUGCUGCAAUGGCGGGAGAGUUGGAGCGUUGGGUAUCGAACCAGCUCCAUACCCUUCUGGGGCUCAGCGAGCGCCAUGUCGUGGCCUUCAUGGUGGGCCUGGCCCAGCGGAGCCGGACUCCGGAGGACUUGCUCACUCGCUUGGAAGAGACCGAGACGCUGCGGGUGACCGACCCCACCGCGCGCGCCUUCGCCCAGCAACUCUGGGACCGGGUUCCACACCAGGUGCCACAGGAGCGUCCAGCCAGAUUAGCUGAGCAGCAGGCCUUAGCGUUGCAGGAAAAGAAUCGUUCAUAUACCCUGUUGGAGGACAGCGAUGAUGAAGAAACCAGUAAAACAACAGCAGCCCGUAGCUCAAAGCGUCACCACCCCUCACGGGGUCCUGAGAGCAAGCAACGGAAACGGCAGAAACACCUGAGGCAGCGCAAGGAAGAAGAGGAAGACAAAGACUCUGAUGAGAAGCUUAGUGAAGAGGACAAGGGACGGAUUCCAGAAGAGGAUUCAGAGGAUGAAUGGGACCGGAGCGAACGGGAGCGGCUGCAAGACUUGGAAGAACGUGACGCUUUUGCAGAACGUGUCAAACGCAAGGACAAAGAAAAGACGCGCAAUAUCCUCGAGCGAUCAGACAAGAAGGCAUAUGAAGAAGCUCAGAAGCGUUUAAAGAUGGCGGAAGAGGACAAGAAAUUCAUGAUUCCAGAACUACGCAAGAAAUCUCGUCGGGAAUACUUAGCCAAACGAGAAAAGGACAAGAUGGAAGAUUUGGAAGCAGAGAUCAAGGAUGAGGAGUACCUGUUCUCCGAGCAAGAACUCACCGCUCUUGAACAACAGGAGCUGGAGUACAAAUGCAGAGUGCGCGACUUGGCAAAACAGUACAAACAGGCUGGAGAGCAGGAGAAGAUGGAGAAGCAUAAUCGGUAUUACAUGCCUGAGGAGAGUCGCAGCAAGAAGAUUCCUGAUCGUUAUGAGGAGCCCCAGGCAGAGGAUCACAUGGCUCCGAGGGAUGAGCAGCGGCGCUGGGAGGAAGACCACAUUGGGGCAGCUGCUCUCCGUUUCGGGGCCCGGGAUGCUGAUCGGCGCCAUCCUCGCAAAGUCUACGAGUACGUGCUAGAAGAUGACGAGAUGAUCCAGUUUGUGAACGCUGUGCAAAUGCGGGGCACAAAUCAGGACAAGGAGGAGAAGCCGGAACUGUCCCAGGCUGAACUCAAGAAGUUGUCUCUCCAGGAGGUGCGCCGCAGCCUUCCUAUUUUCCCAUAUCAGGAAGACCUACUGGCUGCCAUUGCUGAACAUCAGAUGCUCAUUAUUGAAGGGGAGACUGGCUCUGGCAAGACCACUCAAAUCCCACAAUAUUUGUACGAAGAGGGUUACACCAAGAAAGGAAUGAAGAUUGGCUGUACUCAACCCAGGCGAGUCGCAGCUAUGAGUGUUGCUGCCCGUGUUUCACAGGAAAUGAAUGUCAAGCUUGGAAAUGAAGUAGGGUACAGCAUCCGUUUUGAAGAUUGCACUUCAGAGCGGACAGUGUUGAAGUACAUGACGGAUGGGAUGCUGCUCAGAGAAUUCCUCACUGAACCUGACCUGAGUAGCUACAGCGUCAUCAUCAUAGAUGAGGCUCACGAGCGCACGCUGCACACCGACAUUCUGUUUGGCUUGAUUAAGGACAUUGCUCGCUUCCGGCCUGAGCUGAAGGUGCUGAUUGCCAGUGCCACCCUGGACACCGAGCGCUUUUCCACCUUCUUUGACGAUGCUCCCAUCUUCCGCAUCCCGGGGCGCCGUUUUCCUGUUGACAUUUAUUACACUAAGGCCCCAGAGGCUGAUUAUCUGGAAGCCUGUGUGGUGUCGGUGCUGCAGAUUCAUGUCACCCAGCCCCGAGGGGACAUCCUUGUGUUUCUGACUGGCCAGGAAGAAAUUGAAGCCUGCUGUGAGAUGUUACAGGAUCGUUGCCGGCGCUUGGGCUCCAAAAUUGCAGAACUUGUGGUCCUCCCAAUUUAUGCUAAUCUACCCUCCGACAUGCAGGCCAAGAUCUUUGAACCGACCCCACCAGGGGCCCGGAAGGUUGUCGUGGCCACAAACAUAGCAGAGACAUCACUGACCAUAGAUGGCAUAAUUUAUGUGAUUGACCCUGGGUUUUGCAAACAGAAGAGUUACAAUGCUCGCACGGGCAUGGAGUCACUUAUUGUUACCCCCUGUUCUCGGGCUUCUGCCAAUCAGAGGGCAGGUCGGGCAGGCCGUGUGGCUGCAGGAAAGUGCUUCCGUCUCUACACAGCCUGGGCGUACAAAAAUGAGAUGGAGGAAACCACGGUGCCAGAGAUUCAGAGAACCAACCUUGGGAAUGUAGUGCUUCUUCUCAAAAGCUUAGGCAUCAAUGAUUUGAUUCACUUUGACUUCAUGGAUCCACCACCCCACGAGACUCUAGUAUUGGCAUUAGAGCAGCUGUAUGCCUUGGGGGCCCUCAACCAUCUUGGUGAACUCACCAAGUUGGGCCGGAAGAUGGCAGAAUUGCCUGUUGAUCCCAUGCUCUCAAAGAUGAUUCUAGCUUCUGAACAGUACAAGUGCUCAGAGCAAAUCCUGACCAUUGCUGCUAUGCUUUCAGUCAACAAUGCCAUUUUUUACCGUCCUAAGGACAAAGUAGUUCAUGCUGACAAUGCCCGCAUGAAUUUCUUCCUGCCUGGUGGAGACCAUCUGGUUCUUCUCAAUGUAUAUACUCAGUGGGUGGAAAGUGGUUACUCCAUGCAGUGGUGCUAUGAGAAUUUCAUCCAGUUUCGUUCUAUGAGGCGAGCUCGAGAUGUGCGAGAACAGCUGGAAGGGUUGAUGGAACGCAUUGAGGUGGAUAUAACUUCCAGCGAAGGGGACUACAUUCCUAUCCGCAAGGCCAUAACGGCUGGUUUCUUUUAUCACACUGCGCGGCUAACCCGCAGCGGUUACAAAACAGUCAAGCAUCAGCAAACAGUGUAUAUCCAUCCCAACAGCUCCUUGUUUGAAGAGCAGCCCCGCUGGCUCAUUUAUCACGAGCUGGUCUUCACCACUAAGGAAUUCAUGAGACAGGUGAUUGAAAUUGACAGUACAUGGCUGCUGGAAGUGGCCCCUCACUAUUACAAGGCCAAGGAACUAGAAGACGCCUCAGCCAAGAAACUGCCCAAGAAAAUGGGGAAGACACGGGAAGAGCUGGGAUAAAAGAAGAACUUGCCUUCAAUUCUGACUUUUCCAGUGCUCAGCAGCACUUUUGGACACUUUUUUUGUAGAGCUGUAUAGUUUUACUGUUAACUCAGAGGCAUAAAAUAAAUACUUUUUUAAAAAAAA
Messenger RNA from Crotalus tigris (Tiger rattlesnake), 3369 nucleotides. It is a transcript of the gene DHX16, whose product is annotated as DEAH-box helicase 16. Gene Ontology annotation, cellular component: catalytic step 2 spliceosome; intracellular anatomical structure. The coding region runs from base 85 to 3243 and encodes 1052 amino acids. The transcript is spliced from 20 exons. Lineage: Eukaryota; Metazoa; Chordata; Lepidosauria; Squamata; Viperidae. The record is from RefSeq and is a predicted model, not a curated record. Gene Ontology annotation, molecular function: RNA binding; ATP binding; ATP hydrolysis activity.